AUGGCGGAGGCGGAGGCGGGGGAGCAAAAGGGGGAGCGGCUGGAGGCCCCGGUGGAGCGGGUGGAAGCCCAGUGGUGCGGCGAGUGGCCGCGCGCCACCGCCCAUGCCACCAGCUGGCUCUCGGUGCACGUACUCGGGGCCACGGUGCACCAGACGCCCAGCGGCCGCCGCGUCUUUGAGACGGCCCUGUUCUUCGAGCGCACGGACGUCGGGACGGACCAGCAGGUCUGCGAGAGCUUCGUGGGCUCGCAGUGGCUGCGGCUGCAGUGUUCGGUGUCUGGCAUCUCGGUGCCGGCCAGCACGCUGUCUGGGGUGCCCAGCGCCUCGGUCGGCGCGCGGCAGAAAGUUUUGGAGGCCCUCGCAUUAGUCGGGCAUUCCUUCGCGUCCUUCUUUCAUCGCCACCUCGGCAAGGAAGUGGUCACGGAGCACCCUUCUUGCUCCCCGAUGUCGGGGUUCGGCUGGAUGAAGCCCAUGAAGUCCAACCUGGUGGCCUGCGUGCUGCCGCGCAGCGUGCAGUACCCCGCCGUUGUCGCCGUGGACCUGCUGGCCGCGGAAGGCUCGUUCCUCCAGCCCCUGCUCAUCGAGCUCUGCGGCGUCCCUGGCCGCGCCCGCGGUGCGGUGGUCUGCACCGAGCCGCUCCACGGCCUACACGGCAGCCGCGCGGUCGCCGAUUCCGUGGAGCACCAUUUGAAGAUCGGCUUCCAGGUGGACCUCUACGACGCGGAUGGCACAGGAGAGGACGCGUUCAGGCGCUGGGAGCACACGGGCCGGCUCCGCUACUUCCCGCGCUUUGUCCGCACGCACCUCGGCGAGCGGCUCGCCGGCGCGGAGGCCGCCGCCAUCCACGACCCCACCGCUGGGUGCAGCCUCGGGUUCCAGGAGAUCCACUGCCUCUUCCGGCACCGGGGCCGGAGCCGGUGGGUGGCCCCGCGGCUCGACCCGGACGAGUAUUUCUACACCCCGAGGAGGAGCAACGAGUCCUCCGUGCUGAGCGCCUUGUCCGCGCUCGAAGGCGCCAGGCACGCCUUCAUACCGUCGUUUGAGUUCGGCGGCGCGCCCGCUGCCAGCCGGGCGCGGGCCGUGCCCGAGCGCUUCUUCCUGCACUCGGGCAUCGCGAACCCGAGGUGGACCGUCCUCAGUUCGAGGGGUGGACCAGCGUAA
Messenger RNA from Prorocentrum cordatum, 1161 nucleotides. The record is from the annotation of a GenBank genome assembly. Lineage: Eukaryota; Dinophyceae; Prorocentrales; Prorocentraceae.